GAAAUCUUCUGGCGGACAUCUUUGUCAACUUCAAUUAGCUGCUGGUAUCGGUUGAUUGGUGUAUUCAGUUAGUUCGUUAAUAUAUUUGUCAAAUUUUCGACAUUAUAUUAUUCACAGAAGCUAUGGAGAACGUUAUUCUCAGUCCAACGAUGUUAUCAAAAUUUAAAUCUCUAGAAUGCGCAAGAAAAAUGAGAAGUGGAUCGUAUAGGUGGCAACACGCACUUCGAGAGAGAUGUCAACGAAGAAUGCGAGAGAAAAGGGGACAAAGGUUUAACGGAGGCAGAUAUGGUUUGAUUUUUGGCAAAUCGUACGACUUUCCUAUGGAUAUUCUAGAAGCUAAUGAACUUGAAAAUGAUAAGAUUAAGAAAGAGGAACUUUGGAUUUUGGAAGAGUAUGAAAAAUUGUGUCAGGAAGAAUUAGAGGCAUUAACAUCAACUGACGAGGUAAUUUGUCCUAUGUGUCAGAAAUCUAAUCUUGCAGAAGUAGCGAGACAAGUAACUUGUACAUCUUGUGCCUUCAAAUUGAACAAUACGAACCUACAAGAGGUAGGGUAUUUAAUAAGUGAAACUGUAAACAGUCAUUCCACAACGUGUACAAAAGUACCAGGUUUAAUGCCACUAACUGAAAACAGUAUUGAAUGUUUGUAUUUAUUUUGCGAUGAAUGUUCAACAUUAAUGCCAAUACUCAAAAUUGAAUAAAAAAAACCAUGAUUGAUUUCAUUUAUAUUGAGUAACUUAAUUUCGAAAAUUAUUAUGAGAUAAGUUUUUAUUUUGACCAUGGAUAUCACAAUGUCCAUGAAAGGAUAAACAAUUUUUUUUUUGUUAGGUAGCAUUCGCAAAAUGAAAGGGUGCGAUAUAAAUUUUCAAUUCCUUUAUGGAAGUAAACAUUUGAAUAACUACACAAAUGUUUACUCGGUUACUCAAAAUUUAAUACUAUAGAAAGAUAGCAAAAAAUAACCAUGGUUGAUUUCAUUUAUAUUGAGUAACUAUGCUAUUAAUUUCGAAAUUAUUAUGAGAUAAGUUUUUAAGUUUUUCUUUUGACCAUGGAUAUCACAAUGUCCAUGAAAGGAUAAACAAUUUUUUUUUGUUAGGUAGCAUUCGGAAAAUGAAAGGGUGCAAUAUAAAUUUUCAAUUCCUUUAUGGAAGUAAACAUUUGAAUAACUACACAAAUGUUUACUCGGUUACUCAAAAUUUAAUACUAUAGAAAGAUAGCAAAAAAUAACCAUGGUUGAUUUCAUUUAUAUUGAGUAACUAUGCUAUUAAUUUUGAAAUUGUUGUGAGAUAAGUUUUUAUUUUAACCAUUGAUAUUACAAUGUCCAUGAAAGAAUAAACAAUUUGUUAAGCGAUCUUUUUGUUAGGUAGCAUAUAGGAAAAUGAGAGAGUGCGAUAUAAAUUUUCAAUUCCUUUAUGGAAGUAAACAUUUGAAUAACUACACAAAUGUUUACCCAGUUAUAUGAUACAUAUUGUACAAAAAGAAACAUCCCUUCGUUGAUUUCUUUAUAUUAUUUGUCACUUAGUCCAUACACAAUGAAAAAUUGUAAGUAGAAGACAUCUGUAUAUUGUAAACGGUAACGUCCCAUUAAGGUGCCAGUAAAUAUUACAAGGAACAGUUUCAGAGGCUUUCUUUGAGAUUAUUUAGAGCUCUCGGUAUUCGAUUAUGUACAAUUAUGUAAAAACAAGAGCUUUACAAUAUCCAGAAGUCUUGUAUAGCUUAAACACUAAUAACUGAAAUUUUUAUAAAUGAUUUGUACAUUAUCACAUGAAAUUUUGCAUUGAAAACUUCAUAUUCCAUAACAUUAUUAGUAUGCAACAUACUUUUAAUUUGUGAGCAACCUAUUAUUUUUUAUUUGCUGCAAAAUCGUUUUAUUUAUAAUAUAAAUUGUUCGUUCUCUCAUAGUUCUCACUAUGCAUGUUAAAAAUUGUUUAUUUCUUGCAAUGGGAUAGGUUGUCAUCGAAAAUAUUGUAUAACAUUUAAUCAACUUGUAACUGUACUUUUUUUUUCUACAAUAAAAGGCCAAGUUUCCUAUUA
Megalopta genalis is the source of this 2028-nucleotide messenger RNA. Its product is annotated as RPA-interacting protein A. Gene Ontology annotation, cellular component: nucleus. NCBI's taxonomy places the organism in Eukaryota, Metazoa, Arthropoda, Insecta, Hymenoptera, Halictidae. Gene Ontology annotation, biological process: protein import into nucleus. The record is from RefSeq and is a predicted model, not a curated record.